UUCGUCCCCUUCGUCGGGGGACGCUCGCGAGGUUCAAAAUAAGAGCGUGUAUAUGCUCACGUUCCCUCUCCCCUGGACCAUGUCUCCCGGCCCCAGCGUGUGUGGUUUGUGUGUUUUGCUUUUGAACUCGGAAAGCUUUAUCCUUCCUCGGCAUCCCGCAGAAACAAUCCAAACGUCGUGGAACCGUGCCAGGACCGUCAUCCCUUCCAUUGUAACGACCCAGGGAAGACGACGACAGGGCAAACAUGGCGGCGCCUCCUCCGACUUCUGCUUCCUCUCCCCCGAGAAUGCCUCCGACGGUGGAUAGACUCGUCAUCUUCCCGCUCGAGAAGCAGAUCCAGGUGUCCGUGGUGGCCGUGUCCAUCGCCUUCAUCGUCAUACCGACCAUCAUGGUCAUGAUGCGCGUCCUCGCGAAGCGCAUGGCGCACAGGGUGGUGGACGGGAGCGACUGGUGCAUCAUUGCGGCAUGCGUCUUCUCAAACGCUCUUCAGGCCGUCUCGAUUGUCAGCGUGAUCCAGUGCGGCGUCGGCCUCCACAACACCGAGAUCAUCCCCAAGUACGGCUUCGGGCCCAUCAUCAAGUUCCUCAAGGUCCUCGUCGCACAGCAGAUCCUCUGGGCCAUCAGCCUCAGCCUCUGCAAGAUCGCCAUCCUCCUGCUCUACGCGAGGAUCUUCACGACGCGCGCCAUGGUCCUGGCGGCGAGGAUUCUCGCCGGAUUCACCAUGGCAUGGACCGUUGUCACCGUCCUGAUCGCCUUCUUCAUCUGCCGCCCGCUCUCGGACAACUGGCUGCUCGACCUCAAGGGCCGCCACUGCGGCAACCAGCCGGCGGCCGACGGGACGAUGGGGGUCCUGAACAUGAUGACCGACGUCGCCGUGCUCGUCAUGCCCAUCUCGCACCUGUGGAGGCUGCGUCUCGAGAUGUACAAGAAGGUCGCCCUCAUCGUGACCUUUUCACUGGGAGUCUUCACGUGCAUCGUGUCGGCCCUGCGGCUGUACUACCUCGCCCACCUCGAGUACAUGGACGUGACCUUCAACAUCCCCCACGCCCUCAUCUUCAGCGCUCUCGAGCCCGGCGUCGGCAUCACCCUCGCCUGCAUCCCCUUCCUGCGGCCGCUGCUGGGCCGCUCGCACUACUCGCCCAAGGGCACCGCCAACUACUACACCUCGAACGGGGACUCGGCCAGGCUGGCGCGGAGCGGCAAGAGCCGGGAGAGCAGCGGGUUCGUUCUCGUGGAAGAGAACUCGUCACAGUACCAGCUCAACGACUACGAGCGCAAGAGCAGGAGCCCGACGCCAACGCAGGUGCCGGUGAUACCGAUGCCGACGGUGCCGGGGAAAGUCACGUAUAGCAGGGCCAGCAGCGCGCGGGAUAGCUAUUAGAGCAGCUACGGCAAACGUAGACACACGAAUGUUACGAGAUAUCAUGUCCUUUUUUCCCCCCUCAUCUACUUGAUGGCUUCCUGGGGUAUGAUGGACCGGUGGUGUGAGAUGCGGAUGAUGCGACACUGGUGAUGUGCAUGGAAGGGGUCUCCUCAAGGUGUAGAGCGUGACUGGCUCAGUGUUGAUGGAAAGCCACAGUGGCAUGGCCCAAGACGCUAUAACAUCGACAAAGCGAGGGAAACCUUCACUCGAUGAGCGCCGGGGGCUCCGUGACGUCCUCCGGCAAUCUGCUCCAUCGGCUGGUGUAGACCCUCCCGUCCUUGAUCACCGCCAGCACGCUCUUCUCGGGCUCGUCCAGGAUCGACACGUCCUCCAGCGGGUUCCCGUUCAGCACGACCAGGUCGGCGGCGAACCCUCCCUUGACCUGCCCGAGGAACUCCUCCUGGCGGAGCAUCCUCGCGGCGUUGACCGUCGC
This is a messenger RNA of Colletotrichum destructivum, 1857 nucleotides long. RefSeq lists its product as uncharacterized. The coding region runs from base 246 to 1382 and encodes 378 amino acids. NCBI's taxonomy places the organism in Eukaryota, Fungi, Ascomycota, Sordariomycetes, Glomerellales, Glomerellaceae. The transcript has 4 exons. The record is from RefSeq and is a predicted model, not a curated record.